AUGACAAAAAUCAAGACACUUCUGACGACUUUUUGCAAUAGCAAGGCUAUCAUCCACUAUAAAUUCGUGCCAAAUGGAGUAAGUUUCAACGACCAGUUUUAUCUGACCGUUUUGGGGUGCUUGUGGGAACGAAUUAUUUGCACCAGGCUGGAAUAUUACGAGCCAGGCAGCUGGUUCCUGCUGCACAGCAAUACGCCGGCUCACAAGAGUAUCGACGUGCUCAGCUUUUUGGCGCAAAAACGAAUCUGCAUGCUCGCGCACCCCCACUCGCCCGACUUGACGUCUUGCGACUAUUUCCUAUUUCCGAAACUUAAAAUAUCGCUGAAAGGACGGCAAACUCUGACCGUGUUACUCUGUCUGGAGACGAUACCGAAGGAGGACAUCCAUCAGUUGUUCCAAGAGUUGGUCGAACGUGCCACUCACUGA
Messenger RNA from Odontomachus brunneus, 426 nucleotides. RefSeq lists its product as uncharacterized. The record is from RefSeq and is a predicted model, not a curated record. Gene Ontology annotation, molecular function: nucleic acid binding. The transcript has a single exon. The coding region runs from base 1 to 426 and encodes 141 amino acids. NCBI's taxonomy places the organism in Eukaryota, Metazoa, Arthropoda, Insecta, Hymenoptera, Formicidae.